Hyla sarda is the source of this 1727-nucleotide messenger RNA. It is a transcript of the gene LAP3, whose product is annotated as leucine aminopeptidase 3. Gene Ontology annotation, cellular component: cytoplasm. Bases 86 to 1651 code for a protein of 521 amino acids. The record is from RefSeq and is a predicted model, not a curated record. Gene Ontology annotation, molecular function: manganese ion binding; metalloaminopeptidase activity. Gene Ontology annotation, biological process: proteolysis. The transcript has 13 exons. NCBI's taxonomy places the organism in Eukaryota, Metazoa, Chordata, Amphibia, Anura, Hylidae.
UCUGUGUCUCUAUCUGAUGAUGUCAUUACUCUGUGUCUCCAUGCACAUGUUAGAGGACACAGACUGAACAGCAGUGACAGAAAUCAUGCUGCAGCCUCUGAGGGCAGUGCUCCUCAGGAGUGUACACAGGAGCUGCUGCAGGACUCUCUCCCUGUCUGCACAGUCCUACAACACUGGCCGAAAGGGGCUUGUCCUAGGUGUAUAUGAAAAGAAUAAGGAGGAUGACAAUGUGGUUCUUACUAAAGCAGGUGACACGUUUGACAAUGUUGUUUCAGGAAAACUGAGAAACCAACUGAGCAGAUCUGGACCUGCACUAAAGAAAGGCAAAACACGGAUAUUUUAUGGUCUGCAUGAGGAAUUUCCCACUGUGGUGGUGGCAGGCUUGGGUAAGCAGUCAGCUGGCAUCAACCAACAGGAGCUCUGGAAUGAAAGCAAAGAGAAUAUUAGGACAGCGGUAUCAGUGGGCUGUAGACAGUUGCAGGAUAUGGAGAUUGAACAUGUUGAAGUGGAUCCAUGUGGAGAUGCUCAAUCGGCGGCAGAAGGUGCUGUUCUGGGGUUAUUUGAAUAUGAUGAGCUUAAGUCGAAAAAGAAGAAAAAAGUCUCCACACAGCUGUAUGGAAGUCAAGACAGAGAUGCCUGGCAAAAAGGAGUUUCCUAUGCAGAGGGACAGAACUUGGCUCGAUACUUGAUGGAAUCUCCAGCUAACUAUAUAACUCCUUCAAAGUUUGCGGAGAUACUUCAACAGAAGAGUGGAGAAUUGGGUAGUGGUGUUAAGGUGUUCACAAGAUCAAAGUCCUGGAUAGAAGAGCAACAAAUGGGAGCAUUUUUAAGUGUGGCCAAAGGAUCUGAUGAACCCCCAGUUUUCCUGGAGAUCCAUUAUACUGGAAGCUCAGACCCCAAUCAUUCCCCUCUUGUGUUUGUGGGGAAAGGAGUCACGUUUGACAGUGGUGGAAUUUCCAUAAAGCCAUCAUCUGGGAUGGAUGCCAUGAGAGCCGAUAUGGGUGGAGCUGCCACAAUCUGUUCUGCCGUCUUGACAGCUGCAACUCUCAAGAUACCCAUUAACCUUAUUGGUUUGGCUCCUUUGUGUGAAAAUAUGCCCAGUGGUCGAGCUAACAAGCCCGGGGAUGUUGUGAAGGCCAAAAACGGGAAGACAAUCCAGGUAGAUAACACGGAUGCUGAAGGAAGGCUGCUGUUGGCUGAUGCUCUAUGUUAUGCGCACAACUUCAAUGCAAGAGCUAUAGUAAAUGCGGCAACAUUAACAGGUGCAAUGGAUGUGGCCCUGGGAUCUGCAGCCGCUGGAGUGUUCACCAAUUCUUCUUGGCUUUGGAAUCAUCUACAAGAGGCCAGCAUUGUGACUGGGGAUCGGCUAUGGCGGAUGCCUCUCUUUCAGCACUACUCUAAACAAGUGACGGAGUCCGCUCUAGCAGACCUUAACAAUGUCGGAAAGUAUAGCAGGUCUGGAGGAGCAUGCACGGCCGCUGCCUUCUUAAAGGAGUUUGUGACCAUACCACAUUGGGCUCACCUAGACAUAGCCGGAGUCAUGUCCAACAAGGAUGAGGUUCCUUACCUGCGUAAGGGCAUGUCUGGCCGCCCUACAAGGACUUUAGUAGAAUUUGCUGAUCGUCUGAGUAAAGACCAAAAACCCACAUAAAUGUGGGUUGCAGUUACAGUGCCUGCUCUAAUCUCUGUGUAAAAAAACUAAAAAUGAAAGUUUUUUUUAUUUUUUU